Microtus oregoni (creeping vole) is the source of this 947-nucleotide messenger RNA. Its product is annotated as N-acetyltransferase family 8 member 2-like. Lineage: Eukaryota; Metazoa; Chordata; Mammalia; Rodentia; Cricetidae. The record is from RefSeq and is a predicted model, not a curated record. The transcript has 2 exons. Gene Ontology annotation, molecular function: N-acetyltransferase activity. The coding region runs from base 132 to 812 and encodes 226 amino acids.
UGAAGAGGAAACAGAGCCCUCAGAACAACAUAGUUUUCCAGCGUACCCCAAUAUCCAAGGGCUCAGGGAAGCUGUGCAAGAAGGUCUCGCUGUUCCUGUGAUCACUGAUAUUUGAGAGCCACAGAUCUCCCAUGGCUCCUUAUCACAUCCGCCAGUACCAGGAGAGGGACCACAAAAGGGCCCUGGAAUUGUUCUCCAGGGGCAUGAACGAGCAUGCCCCUGCUUAUUUCAGACAUGCUUUGACACUGCCCCGGACUCUCCUGACCUUACUUGGGAUGCUCCUGACCAUAGUCCUGGUUUAUGGCUCCUGGCUCCUGGCCACAGUGUGCUGCCUCUUUGUACUCCUUUGCCUGUGGCUCUUUGUCUGGCAUUCUUGCACAAAGUAUGUGUCUACAUGUUUGCAAGCAGACAUGGCUGACAUCACUAAGUCAUACCUGAAUGCACGUGGCUCCUUCUGGGUGGCUGAGUCUGGGGACCAGGUAGUGGGCAUCGUGGGCUGUCUGCCAGUCAAGAAUCCCCCAUUAGGAAGGAAGCAGCUGCAGCUCGUUCGCCUGUCUGUGUCCUCACAGCAUCGUGGACAGGGGAUAGCCAAAGCACUGGUCAGAACUGUCCUCCAGUUUGCACGGGACCAGGGCUACAGUGAUGUUGUCCUUCAGACCAGCAUUGUGCAGUAUAGUGCUUUGGCUCUCUACCAGGCCAUGGGCUUCCGGAAGACAGAUGAGUACUUUGCUAGAACAUUCUCAAGGUUAAUGUCUUUUUCUAUCCUCUGUUUCACCUAUUCUCUCCCUUUUGAUUGGGAACCACAGAUGUGAUCCUUCUCCUUUGUCUGUGAGGCUCCAGUUCACUGUGCUGCAGGAACCAGCAAACCCUGGUAGUUUACAGCUGCCAAUCACACGAGCUCGUUUUUCAUUCCUCUCAGAUCCAGUCUUGCUGGAGGUGAGUUGUAG